Bicyclus anynana (squinting bush brown) is the source of this 11721-nucleotide messenger RNA. RefSeq names its product protein wech (gene wech). The coding region runs from base 394 to 2727 and encodes 777 amino acids. The record is from RefSeq and is a predicted model, not a curated record. Gene Ontology annotation, molecular function: protein binding; zinc ion binding; ubiquitin protein ligase activity. Gene Ontology annotation, biological process: protein polyubiquitination; proteasome-mediated ubiquitin-dependent protein catabolic process. Lineage: Eukaryota; Metazoa; Arthropoda; Insecta; Lepidoptera; Nymphalidae. The transcript is spliced from 2 exons.
UUUUUAAAUCAAUUGAUCGUUCAUUCACCGCUGUUGUUUUCGUGGUGUUUUAUGAUAAAUAACAAAUAAAUAUACGAUUAUUGCGAAAUAAUAAUCAAAUAACCGCGAUGGUCAGCAAUAUUUUUAACUAGUGCAAUAAUAAUAUACUUAAAACAAGAGACUCCAAAUUUGGUCACGAUAUAGAAAGCUAACUUUGUGCAACCUACCUGCAUCGUCGGGCAUAUUUUCGUAAAUAAUUAUUGUGACUCGUCGAAUAUCUUUUUUAUUGUAAAUGGACUUAUACGCAGCGGAUACUUUGUGAUGCGUAAAAUAAUCGCUUACUUGUGACUUUGCUUUUAUUGAGCCGGAUAUUUUGGAUUAUUUUUGAUCUAAUGACUUGACGUGCGCAUCACAAUGACGUCGUUCGCAAACAUGACGCAGUCGCUGGCGGCGAGUCUGCCCGCCACCUCCACCUCGGCCUCGGGCUCCAGCCACAACGCGCCCGAGCCCGAGGACCCCGUCGCCAUGUCGCAGAUCAUCUGCAACCUCAUCGAGAACAUGAACAAGCCACCCAGCCUGCAAACCACGGCUUCAACCUCCUCGACAAUACCUUACGACAUCUGGGCGCUGCCCUCGUGCUCCUUACAGAACGCCACUAUACCUAGUAUUCGUGAGUACAACACUGUUUCUAAUAAUAACAAUCAGAGCCACACUAAGGAAGACAACUCGAGCGGAUCCCCGGGCACCUCUUCCUCCGUAUCGAUCACCUGCUUCCGCUGCGAAGAACGCACCCCAACAAUGCGUUGUUUGGAAUGUAACGAUCUCUUUUGUCAUGAAUGCUGUCAUAAAGUUACUUCAGAUUGUCAGUUGAGAGAGCACACUUUGCUGCCUAUCCAUCAAAUAUCACCGAUAGGCGCUAGACCCAACUCUGUCACUAACGACAAAGAAGUCAUGUACUGUGAGUUGCACGGCGACCCCGUUAGGUUUUACUGCGAAGCGUGUAUAAUAUUUAUCUGCCAAGAAUGUACCUUGUGGGUUCAUAAAGAUCACUGCUUUUCCCCAAUUAAAGGUGCGCUAGAUGUGUGUAGAAUUGGUGUUUUUAGAGCUAUAGAAGACACCAAAACUGGGACGAAAGCAAUAAAAACUGCUAUAGAUCGUGCUGUCGCGAUGUCUAAGGCUUAUGAAAAGGAAACCGCAGAAGCUAAUAUGAAAAUACGUAAAGCUAUGCGCUGUUUUGCACAAGCGAUUGAAGAUCGUGAGAAAUAUUUGUUAGAUAAAGUAGAAAAAAUGCGUCAAGCUAAGAUGAAUGAAUUAACAGACCAUAUGAACACUCUUCGUGGUAUACUAGCUGGAUUGGCGCAUACUAAUGAAACUUUAGUACGUAGUAUGGAUUCUGAGGGACUUGAUUUAUUUAUGGCCAAGGAAAAAGGACGUGCCCAAGUAGACUAUUUCUCUUGUAUGUUUAAGAAUAUGUAUGUAACAGAAGAGCGUAUUAUGUUCAUACCUCCUAACUAUGAUUUAGUUGACCAGAUAAAGAGACAAUGUGACGUGCAAUCAGCUCCUGCAAAUGCAAUGCAUACAUUAAGUUCAUCGUCUUCGCUACAAUCAAGACAGUCUUUACUACAUUCAUUGCAAGCAGCUCAAACAUUUCCACCGUUAUCUUAUCAAAUGUCUGCGGCCAACAGCUUAAGAUCCUUACCAGACUAUACGAACCACACAAGAUCUACUAACUAUUAUGAUCAUAGUAUCUCUUCUAGCAUAGCGUCUUUGGAUGUAAACUCAGCUCGUGGUAUCGGUCAAGCAAUACCGGGAUAUUGGAUGUCAGUUUCUGUAAAGCCUACAAGAAGCCCGGUCUCUGGCGUGCCGAUAUUUUCGUUUGGCAGAGAAGGUCAAGAUGAGGGACAAGUGUCGAGACCCUGGGGUUUGUGUGUAGAUCGUGAAGGAAAUAUAAUCGUUGCAGACAGGAGAAAUAACCGCAUACAGAUAUUUAACGGUCGUGGCGAAUUUAGAACCAUGUUCGGUUCUAAAGGAACUGGCCCAGGGGAGUUUGAUCUUCCUGCAGGCAUAACGACGGAUACUUAUGGACGUAUAAUUGUUAUCGACAAGGACAAUCACAGGGUUCAAAUAUUCACCUCGUCUGGUAAUUUUAUCUUGAAGUUUGGUUCCUUCGGAAAGGAAUGUGGUCAGUUCCAAUAUCCGUGGGAUGUAGCUGUUAAUACUUUAGGCAAUAUCGUAGUAACGGACACUCGUAAUCAUCGAAUUCAAUUAUUCACUAGUGACGGUACAUAUAUAACUAAAUUUGUAUUUGAAGGAGCUAAUCCUGCAAAAAUGCUCAAAGGGCCGACGACUCCUAGAGGUGUAUGUUUUACUACUUCUGGUAAUAUAAUUAUAUCAGAUUUUGAAAAUCAUCGCUUGCUCAUGGUAGAUCCGACGCUUUCGAAGGUUUUGCAUUGCGUAGGUCGUGAAGGGUCAGCAAUCGGCGAACUUAACCGUCCGUCCGGAAUAGUAACCGACGAUGACGGGCAUAUUAUUGUAGCUGAUUCUAAAAACCAUCGUGUACUAGUAUUUACAUCGGAGUUGCGUAUUCUAUGGGCUGUAGAUUUGAAAAGUCCCGGCCUGGACGACAAAGACCGACCCAGCGACGUGGCGCUCACCCCGGAAGGGUUCCUCGUAGUGUUGUUCGAAACCUUGCCUGACACCGCCCGCGAUAUAACCUCUCACGGCAAACAAUAUAUCAAAGUAUAUUGAUACCGAACCAUAUGUUAAGUGUAUUGACAAAUGUAAAACGCCAAGUGAAACUAACGACGUGGGCCGAAGGUCCAUCAAAUUUUAUGUUUGUUUUGUUUAAUUUGUGAUUACUUUCAUAAUGUGCCAAUUUUAUUAUUAUUAAUGUUUGAAAUCUGAAUCGAGCAUAGCUUGUACGGAGGAUUUUCGUUUGUCAUUGACAUUAUGUUGAGUGCAAAUUAAAUUCUCCUUAAAUUAAAAAAAAAGAUGAAAUUUUUGUUACCAUAUUUUUUUGAUUUCAGUUUCAUGUGGAACUAGUCUUUAAAGACCAAACUUUGUUUGCAAUGUUAUUUUACACAGUAAUUUUGCACCGCUUGCUAUAGCUGUAAUCGUGCUAACUAAAAUCAGACAAUCUAAUCAAUCAUUACACGAUGAUCGACGGUCGAAACUUUGAGUUUGGUUUUAUGCAUUGCAUAAACAAAAGUAUAAAACGUCAACAUUAUUAGAGAUAAAAAGAUCACAUUGUGAUUUAAAAGAUGUUUUUAUGUGAGAUAAUUUAAAAAUUUAACUUGAAAAGUAUUUUUUUCAAAUGUUACUUUUGCGUUUUUUUAACUUGGUUAAAUAAAUGAUUAAAUAAUGCACGCGUUGAUACGUAUUCUUAUAUUAAGUUAUUUUGCAUACUUUAUGUACUUUAUAUUAUAUAUUUUUUUUAAUAUGCAGUGAAUGCUCUACGCAAGGACUGUUGAAAAUCAUUUAGUUCGUAGAUUUUACUUGAUUUAGAUGUUUAUUUUGUUUAAGACUUGAGGCGUGGAAAACGUGUAAAUGAAUUAAGAAAUUAAUGCAAUAAAACUUGGAGACUGACUAGAAGACUGUCUUAAAGACGUGGUUCCGUAGCGGGCGGGGACAGGUGUCGCGAUCCAACGCGUUAAGUUAUAUGCAAUUUUUUAUUACCAAAUUGUAGGUAUUAUAUUUUGAUGGUGAUUUUAUUGGCAAUUUAAUGUUCUUUUUGUUUGCAUUAUUUAAUAAAUUCACACGUAAUGUUUAUUUAAUUGUCGCAAUUAUUUACAUUGUGUGUAAUGAAUUGGGCUGCAAUUAAAUCGACGUUCUCUACAUCGUUACAUGUAACGUAUAUGUUUGGUAUUCCUUGAUGUAGUGCUAUAGAUGAUAAUAAUUAAUCACUAGCUAAUCGUAAGAUCCUAUAUCUUUAAUAACUUGUACUUAUGUUAACGUCACCCGUGUCCACAAACAUCACCGUGAAGUCCACUGCAGAUUUGUUACGUUUACAUUAUAUGACAGACAAAAUUCGAAAUCUUACUGCAUAUGCAUGAGCCACUUUCAUAAUAACAAUCGAUUGAUUUUAUACGUCUUUAGGAGAUACAUAUUUUUAUUGGUUUGAGUUGUUGAAGAUUUACGAGAUAAUAUCAACUUUUAAUAAACUGAUUGGUUCACAAUGAUGCAGUGUAAGACCCAUUGUAAUGCUAGUGUAUAUGGGUGCAAGUCAUGGGUGUAAAACUCGAUGAUUUAAAAAUUAGCUAAUUUAUAGAUAUUCUUCUACAUAUUAUUUUUUUCAAUUAAUAAUAACGUGUCGUUGUAGGUAACUUGUAUACAGUCAAAAAUUUGUGUUAGUCCAAAUAUUUUAGCAAAAUUGUUUCUCCAAAAUUUUAUGAAUUGUCGCAUAGUCUAUUUUUUAAAUGUAUCGUCGGAUGGUUCGACUGUAUAAUUAAUUAUUAUGAAUUAGAUUUAAUACACUGUGUUCAGUCAAUAUGUGUUCACUAUUUUAAUAUAAGUUUAGCAUAAUACUUUCGAAUCGAGCGGUUCGGAUAGCGUCUUAUUACUCGUAUGGUAUAGUUUAACUGCGUGUUGUAGUUUUUACUCACGUUGAGGUCUCGCUUCCGAUGCGGGGUGUAAUUCCGCGCUGGCUAAAUUGUAGUUUGCAUUUACAAGCUGCCUUUGGAACAUUUUAAUGUAAGCGUUCGAAUAACUAUAUUCUAAGCAAUCGACCCCAACAGACUUCCUUGUGGGACGCCUCAUGAGUAACUUGUAUUUAUAGAUUAGUCUAGACUCUAGGGCUACGGCACCAGUAUCAUGUUUAGACGAGCAUUUAUCCGUAUUCUAAAGAAACUUCUAUGUACCAAAGCUAUAUUAACUUGUAUAUCGACUGUAAGCUCACGCUCUCAACAGAUGUAAUCUUUGAUCAAACCUAACCGCUUUGUACCUAUAAUCUUUAUCUACUAUUAAAUUAGUCAACUUAUCAAUAUAUUACAAACUUACAGUGUUAAUACAUCAAUGAACUAGAAUGUAGUCUGUAAAGAUUUGCGUUAAAUCAAUGUUCCCAAUAAUAUUGAGCAUAAAAUGUAUUAGUUAAAAGUACGAUUAGUAUAACGUUUUACGUCUAUAUUUAGAUUUAGGAUAGCGUAAGAUGCUUGAAGACGUCUUUUAUAAGUAUCAUCGUGAGAACUGAUAGGCAUCUGAUAUAUAAUUUUCCUAAAGUUAAAAAGAGUCAAUAACUCCCCACAUCACAAAGUUUAUAAAUUAGUCGCUUAUCAGUUCGAUUGCGAUCUAAGGCCAUUUAGUAAUCCUUUGGUAGCCUCUGCUAACAUUUAGUCAAUUUGCGACACGCUUUGAUAACUGACCGCAAACUGAACACCAACAAAGCUCUUAUAGUUGUUUCUGCUGGUGUAUGCUUAUUAGUCAUAAAAUAUGAGGAAGACAGUUGAGAUAAAGCGUGUAAACAAACUAACGUAGCAUGCGAGGAGAUACAACAGUGAUAACAAUUGUUGCUUCUCUCUAUAUUGCUAUAAAACUGUAAAGUUUAUUAGUCUUUAUUGGUAGACCAGAGAUACUUUGGUGUACAAAUAAAGAAAUAACGCAAAAAAACAUCACCACCAACUAAAACACAUUAGGAUGUAAGAAUACAUUCAUUGAAUUCUGGGAAAAGUGGAAUUUUCGUCAUGACCGAUAAUAAUAAUUGGUUUAGUAAAUGUCGUGAUGAUUAACACUUUUUUUGAACUUUUAAGUGUGUAUUUCUUUGUUUCCUUCAGUAUGAUGCCACGUUUUCAGUGGGUUUUAAUUUUUUUUUUAUUUCGAUAUUCGUAAUUUUAUGGAUACAAAUGUUAGUAUUGACUAACAAUGAUUACUUUGUGGUCUAAUUGUCAGCCUUUGCACUGGCUAAUUUUAAUUUCGCUAUUACUAAAGGCACAUUUAGAACAUGCAAAUAUAGACGAUGAACAUUUUUGUGCAAGUUGAAACAAUCAAUCCAGGAGAGACUGAUAGUUUCAACUUGCACAAAAACGUUUUGCAACCUCAUUGGUAUAAUAUCGAUAUGACGUGUAGUAGCUUUUACGACAAAAAUAUUUACAAUAUUUACAAUAUACAAAUUUUGACUGCUAUUUGAUAAAAUUCAUAGCUCUUUUUCUGAUGCACGUUAAAAAAACGUCGAGUGCAGAGGUGUGACAAUUUUUAGUAUUAACAAUUGUCAAACUAAUUUUCUUUUGUGGGUGAAAUUAAAUUAUAAGGUAUGAUAAAACAAAAUGAAGUAAUUCAUGCGACUGGAAAUAUUAUAGUCUGAGUUAACUUAAAUUCUAUCAGUUAAGGUCGGAAAAAUUGUUGUUUGGAGUGUUUUGUACGGCUAAAUGAAUAAUCGUGUUGUGCGACGUAUGCUUGGCACUGGGUCUCUGUAGAGUAUGAUAGUAUCUGAUCAAAGUAUGAGAUGUUCAAUCAUAUGAUGAACACUGUUGUUCAUCAAAGCUUACUUUCAUGUCAUAGUAGUUAUUUCGUUACCAUUUUCUUACAUGGCAAACGCCACAUUUGGAUUUUUAAAAUCAAUGAUUCAGUUUCUAAAUCAAGUCAAAGUUCCUAUCGCAUCGCACUGCGUUAUAUCAUUUAAAAAAAGGAUCACAUCUCUUCAAGAAUAAUUAUAGAUAAAAAUUUCGUAAUAUUUAAAUUGAUAUAAUUUAUAGUUAAGUGUUUCACAAAUUUGAUUAUGAGCAUCUUGAAAGUUAUGCGAUGGAAAAAGCUGCCAAUUUAAAAUAUUCUUUAUAUCUUUCAGCAAUAUAAAGGAAAAGCUAUUAUGACUAUUGAAUGUAUCGCCUCUGAACAUGGGUAGUAAUGUAUUUAGUGUGAACGGCAAAAACGCGGUAGAAAAAUAACUUUUAUACUGGUAUGUGCAGUUUUUUGCGUCUUGACUGUCAAUUAACAAAAUUCCGCGGAGGAAUAGCUUUAUGAUUUUUAUUUUUAUUUCGUAUCACUAAUAGAUAAAAGUGAACUUGACUUACUUUUGUUCAGUGCCAUUAUAAAGUAUUAUAAUAAUAUUAUUAUUAUUUUAAAAAUAUUUUUGUUUGUGCAUAAAAUGCAUGCUUUUAUAAGAAAAAUAUCAAAAUUAUCUUGAAGUCCAUUGAAAAUCUUACAUUUUAUGUUUUUUUAUGUGUGAAUCUCAGAGUCAAUAUUUUGUCAAAUAUUUAAAACAUUAUAGUGGUUUUUGCAAAGCAAAUUACCUCUAAAUACCAGCGGAUUGAAUUUUAUUCAAUAGAUUUAAACAAGUGGUGACGUAUGAAAAAUGUGGCGACCAAUGUUCGUACCUAAAUCUAAUGACAAAAUGAAUGCUGUCUGCGGCUGUGUGAGUUCUUUUACUUUUUUUGACUUGUACUUGAAAAAUAUACUUAAAUCCAGUAUGUACUAUGAAUUUGAAAAAUCACAGGAAACGGUAUUAAUGAUUAUACAGAGGCUUUUAAAUGAUCUUAAUUGUUUAUUAUCACCGGUUCAGAUAAUAAAGAAAAAGUUUCACAGUUGCUGGCUACAUACAAAAUAUGCAAAAUUUUCUGCAUUUAGACUCGGCUUCCAAAUAAUUUAGGUUUUCACAUUUUACAUACUCACUACUUGUCUAAAUGUUACCAUUUAUUACCUUGUAGGCUUUCUGUCAUCUAUAAAAACUGUUUGGUGAUGUGAUAGAAAUAUUGCUUUUAUCUUACACAUUUCUCUUGGAUGUUGCACAUUGCACAAAUUUGUACAUUCAUUCUCAACUUAGAUUUUUGUGUAAAUUAAAUCAAAAGUAUCUUUGGCAUUUUAUUAAUUUUUCGUAUAUUUUUUUACAUUAACGAGGUUCGAUUGUUUUUUUAAUGUAGACCUUCGUAUAAAUUAAAUUUUGGAUUGUCAAAUUUAAAACAGUAUUUUAUUUAUGAUGUAGCAAUAUCUUCUGUCAUAUCAUCAAAUGCAAGUUAUAAUAAAUACUACAGGUUCUUAGUUAACAAAUGGUUGGCGCUAAGCGACUAAAUAUUACUUAAUUCAUUCUGUAACCGCAUUUAAUUUGGUAAUCGUAUUUAAUUCGGUAACCAUAUUAUUCGGUAUGAUUUAGUUAUGUUUCUUAGAUUUAUUUUGUUACUUGGUUUAGUGGGUGAAAUUAUUGCGCUUUAGGGUGGCUGCCUAAAAAUAAGUCUUCUGGAGCCUUUAUAUCUCGGUGUAUUUUAUACGCUGUUUAAACUGGUUGGUGUUUCUUAGUGCAAUAUACAAUUUCUUUAAACUAGAAUUUGUAGAAAACUGAUACUUUAAAGGCUUAACUAAAUAGUACUUUUUGCAAUUUUGAUUGGUUGACUUUAUGACACUAUCUGGAAUUACAAAUUAAAUGUAAUAUUAAAAUAAAUGCUGAGAUGAAUUUCUUAUUAUAUUUUCUGUCAGAAUGAUGAUGACAGUGUCCUAAUAAGCCACAAGGGUAUAGCAGACAGUAGUGGAGUAGCCGCCCUAACUCGCAACCACUUUUUAAAAGUGAGCCGAAAUUCAGCGCAAAAAAAAAGUUCUGAUAUAAUCAUGAAGUCAAAUGAUUUGAUCGCCAGUAAACGAUAUGAAGUAUGUGAAAGCUGCUAGUUGCUAGCAGUAAAAAUUGUAGUUUUGUGAUAGAUACAAUAAAAUUGAGAGCGUAAAUAUUGAUGCGUGGCGAUAAUUUUGUACGAGUUUUUUAAACAUUCGAUGUAUCGGCAAAUGGUGUAUGUGGUGGUAACGACGCCCUCAGAAGGUCGUGGGUGAGACGCAAUAUAAACUGCAUAAUAAUACAAUUGUAAUAUGAGAGUGUAGUUAAUUGUAUUUGAGCCAUUCUAUUUGUACUAUUUUUAAUGUUUAACUAAUCGCUUGUGUUGUGUUAGUCCUAGCGUAAUUUUAACAUUCAUCCUCCCCUAAGAAUCGUGUCGUAAGGCAUUGGCUGUAACCUCUAAAUAAAACUAAAUUGACAGAUUAAACUAACUGCCUUUCAGAGUAUCUUAAUUGUAAUAAGCGAUAAAGUUACUAUUAUAUCUGUCGAUUUUGUUUUUUUUUUUGUUUUGACAAAGUAUUUGUCUACAUCAAAUUAUCCUUAGUGUCUCAAAAUUUCUCAGUUCUAUUGCAAAAAACUAAACUAAAUCUCCGAAUGAGUAUACUGAAGCAUAACCUAAUAAUUAUUCAGGAUCAGGAUGUCGUUUCUCAAUAUGGACUAUACAAAAUGUUAAGUCAGGGGAUUUUCUUUUUGAAGUACCAGUAACGGGGUGCCUUUGCAAUAGAAGAUAAUAGAGGAAUAGGAAUCAGUUAAAUAAUCAACAGAAUCCUUUCAUUUAAUUCCUUGAGUUUUUUUUUAAUUAACGCGUCAUAAUUUGACACUGAAAAAUUAUUUACUAAAAAAUUAUGGUUGUUCCCGUCACUUAAGAAAAUACCGUAAUUCUUCAGAGUACUCUUUUACAGAGAACACUAAGUUUUCUUGCAUAUUGAUCAAUAUAUUUUCCUUCAGUUAUUUCCUAACAAAAAUAAUUCCUGAUACUCCUGAUAUCUCAAGAUAUGCUGUUGUUUCAGAAACUUCUGAAACAAGUAAGUACUCGGAUAUAAUAGACAUGUUUAUUAUUAAUUUCUUGACACUAUCGAGGGGGGUGAUGAAUGAUAGCGUAAUUAGUAACUAGUAGUAGUAUUUGUAAACGAACCUCGUUGAGGAACAGGUCAGUCUCGACCUGUGCUCUACGCGAGGACCAACGUGCUUAGAAGCAAAUGACACACCCCUAAAUACUGUUUAUAUUAGUACGAGAUACGGUAUAAAAAAUAUAUACCCUCAUCUGUUAUUUAUUUGGGAUAAGAAUUAAAUGAUGGAAAAAAAAUCACAUUGACACAUUGCAAGUACGAAUAGGUUUUCUAGUAAAAUUGCAGCCGAACUGUUACAUGAUUAUUUUUUUUUAAAUUACUUCCCAGGUUCAUUAAAGAAAAUCGUACACUAUUUAAAAUAAUAUAUCCAACAGAAUAUAAAACGUAAAAGUUGCUUGCUUUCACACUGCAACUGUUGGGUUGCGAGAUUACUGAUGAGGGUAUAUAAACAGUUGUGUAAUGUUAUUUAUAUACCCUCAUCAGAUAUUGUCUAGUGUGUCAAAUUAAAGCUUAUUUUGUGCUUAAUUUGACUGUCUUAGAAUGAACUAGAUCAAAGGCAACCAUUUGAUCUAAAUCAUGAUUUCCUAGAUUUUGUAUGAAAACUGUGUCCGGCCGCAAUUAAAUAAGCUACCUAUUUGCUACUGUGGACAUAUCAUUUAUUUAUUAUCACUAAUAAAUAACAGAUGACGGUAUGUAUUUCUAAUGCCGGAUUUUGGACCAUAUUUGCCUGUGUAGACAAGACUGUGUACAAAAUGCGAGCGUUUGCGACGUCACUUCACACACAACGUCAUUGUUCUAACUAACGAUGGUAUCUGUUUGAGUAUAUAGUAACAAUACGUAGAAGAAUGAUAACUAUUGCACUAUUAUUAAUUCCAGUCAGGAAAAUGACAAGAACAACUGUCACUGAAAUGCUAUUUUACUAGUAAAAUGACAUGACAGUGACAGUUGUACUUGUCAUUUUACUGACUGGAAUUAAUAAUUGUACAAUAAAUUGAUUUCUACCUGUAAAUAACUUGUUGUAGGCCUGUAGGUGAAUGAUGAGGGCAACGAAUGAAACAAUAUAUCGUGAAGACAAAUCGACCAAUUGCGACCGAACUGGAAAUAUCGCUGUCUCUCUCUGACGCAACGAACGAGAUAUAUCCGGUUCGGUGCUAUUGGUCGAUUUUUCUUCCCGAGAUUAUAUCGGGGCUGGGGGGUCGAGUAAACUAUCAAGUACGCACACAAGAAGCAUAAUAAACCAAAAAAUGGCAAAACCUCUGUAGGUACAGUUGCUUUCGGAAAUCCAAUUAUUAUUUGUUUGACAUUUUUUUUAAUUUUGUAUAUGAAACAUUAUAAACAAUCUGACAUCUAAUUGCUUUUUGUGUGGGAACACAAAAUAGCAGUUAUUGUAUAAUUUGACAAAUUUACUUUUAAACAGAUUUGAUGAUUAUUACGUUAUCAUAACUAAAUUAUUUGUUUCUGUGUGUAUAUAAAUCGGAGAAAUUGUACAAUUGGGAUCAUUAUAUUGCUUCUUUUUACACAUCAUGUACAUCUAUCUAGAAAAUUCUAAAAGGUUUUGUGUCUACUUAAGUAUAAAGGUUAAAGUAUUGGGGCAAUGUGUCUACUUCUCACGUUGGUGUAAGUUGUGUUCAGUGUUUUAAGUAAACCGUAUCUACCUCACUUGUAAUACAUUAAAGACUGAUUGGAAUUAAUGCGAUGGUGGUCUGAUCACCACUUUAGAAGUCUGUUGUCUACUAGAAUAAGCAGAAUCCUUACGGAACGAUGUGUUUGUCUUCUUUACUUAAGAUAGCGUCCAAAUGUCCUGGUGGAUUAUUAUUUUCUUUUUUUUUUUUUUGAAUGUAAAUUGACCGUUUCUGUCUGUCGACAACAGUCUAUCUUUUUUCGUUUUAUAUCUCUAUAUAUAUUAUGUUACACUUCUGUAAUAUUGUUAAAAGAAGACUGAUAUUUUAUAAAUGUUCCUAUAUUUUAAUUUAGAAUAAUUUUACUGCCUACCAUUAUAUUUUCAUUUACGUUAUUUUUAUCCUUUCGGUAAUAAUCAUUACUUUGAUUCUUAUAAUCUUAUCAAUUGUGCAUGACGCUAUAUAUGUCAUGGAUUUUUUGAAAUUUUUAAUGGAAUUUUGUAUGAAAAUUAAUCAAGUGAUUGAUAGAAAA